Messenger RNA from Dioscorea cayenensis subsp. rotundata (Guinea yam), 564 nucleotides. RefSeq lists its product as uncharacterized. The transcript has a single exon. The record is from RefSeq and is a predicted model, not a curated record. NCBI's taxonomy places the organism in Eukaryota, Viridiplantae, Streptophyta, Magnoliopsida, Dioscoreales, Dioscoreaceae. Bases 1 to 564 code for a protein of 187 amino acids.
AUGGAAAAUUUCUUAAAAUCCAAGGAGUAUUGGAAUAUUGUUGAAUUCGAAGUGGCAAAACUGGAUGUUGGAGUGGUACCUUCAGAAGCACAGCAAAAGGAACUUGAGGCAUCAAAGUUGAAAGACUUAAAGGCGAAGAAUUACUUAUUUCAGGCCAUUGAUCGAUCUAUUUUGGAGACUAUUCUUUGCAAAGAAAUCUCCAAGGAUAUAUGGGAUUCGAUGAAGAGAAAAUAUCAAGGCUCAUCAAGGGUGAAGCGUGCACAACUUCAAGCCUUGAGAAGGGAUUUUGAAAAUCUACAGAUGAAGGAUGGAGAAUCUAUUAACAACUAUUUUGCAAGAACCAUGAGAUUGGCUAAUAAUAUGCGGUUUUAUGGGGAAAAGAUGGAUGAUGUCACUAUUGUUGAAAAGAUAUUGCAAUCUUUGACAGCAAAAUUUGACUACAUAGUUUGCUCAAUUGAAGAAUCAAAGGACAUAGAUGCACUCUCAAUUGAUGAACUUCAAAGCUCUUUAUUAGUUCAUGAACAGAAGAUCAACCGUAAUGUUACUGCUGAGGAGCAAGCUUAG